AUGAAGUUCCUCCCGCUCCGCGACUUCGACACCGUGACCUCGUCACUCAACUUCACAACCCCUGAUCUGCGCGUCAACGGCGGCUGCGAUCUGUACACGACGAAAGCGGCAGGGUCCGAUAGGAAGCUAUACAAGUCUAUCGACCAGUCCCUCGAGUCGCGCCAUGCCGCGCUGCUCAAGUUUGGCGCCUCGCUGUCCCCGCCGCAGCGGGAGCAGAUGGCCGCCUCUCUCAAUCUGUCGCGCUCGAGUCCCUUUGGUCCGCUGUCGGAUAUCCAGAGCCGCCGGACGUUCGCAUAUCUCAUUGCGACCUUGAACGCGAGCCAUCCUGAUUACGAUUUCUCGCACGUUCUCAGGCCAACCGAUUUCCGGCGCGAGCGUAAUCUGCGCCGGCUGAUAGCAAAUGUGGACAGCACCCUCACCAACGUGCGCCCGCAGUCGUUUCUGUCGCCCAACCUCGGGUCUUCGUACCGCGCGCAUGGCAGCUCGCCCUCUAACUCCGCCACGGCCAUCAGCAGCCCAGCAUGGGGGCCCCAAAUGUGGGCCAUGAUUGAUAAGGAAAUGCAACUCAAGAACUGCACGUGUUUCUCCUACCAGCCUCCAGACGACCCCUUUGAUGGCGAGGAGGCUGCCAUUUGGAGAAUGCACUACUUCUUCUUCAACAAGAGUCUCAAGCGGGUAGCCUACCUCUAUCUGAGAGGUGUGCCUAUCAUCAUGCAUUCAUCGCCCGCGCUGCGACCCAACAACGGAAGGCGCGGCAGCAACUCGCUUUUGGCUUCGUCUGUAUCAUCUUCUGGUGCGAAUAAGCGCGCAAACUUUUGGCUCGGCGACAGAUUUGCGGACAGAAUCAUCGAGAGCGAAGGUGAAAACGACUACGAAGAUGACGAAAUGGAGAUAUAUGACCCCGAUGAGGACAUCGAUUUCGAUCCCCUGAAUACUCAGAGUAGCCGUGAGAACAGCGAGGAUGAAAACCUCCAAAGCGACAGCGAAAGCGAGGAAGAUGAUGACGACGACAAGAUGGCGAGCAGUCCUAUCCGUGGAGUCAGUGAGGACAUAGCGGCGCGGAUGGAACUCGAGUAG
Neoarthrinium moseri is the source of this 1077-nucleotide messenger RNA. RefSeq lists its product as uncharacterized. Gene Ontology annotation, biological process: negative regulation of transcription by RNA polymerase III. The transcript has 2 exons. Bases 1 to 1077 code for a protein of 358 amino acids. Gene Ontology annotation, molecular function: RNA polymerase III core binding. Lineage: Eukaryota; Fungi; Ascomycota; Sordariomycetes; Amphisphaeriales; Apiosporaceae. The record is from RefSeq and is a predicted model, not a curated record. Gene Ontology annotation, cellular component: nucleus.